Messenger RNA from Zingiber officinale, 1072 nucleotides. Its product is annotated as ethylene-responsive transcription factor ERF105-like. Bases 158 to 937 code for a protein of 259 amino acids. The transcript has a single exon. Gene Ontology annotation, molecular function: DNA binding; DNA-binding transcription factor activity. NCBI's taxonomy places the organism in Eukaryota, Viridiplantae, Streptophyta, Magnoliopsida, Zingiberales, Zingiberaceae. The record is from RefSeq and is a predicted model, not a curated record. Gene Ontology annotation, biological process: regulation of DNA-templated transcription; ethylene-activated signaling pathway.
UCUUAAAUAAUUCAGUCCUUUUUUGUAUUGAUUUUACUCUCUCAAUCCAUAUAAUCUACAGGGACGAUGUCCUCUCCCUCCUCCACCCACUGCACUACGGCCCGCAAGCCUUCGCUUAACAUUCUCGCGUUGAUUUGCUGUUCUCGAUCGAUCGGCAAUGGCCUCAUCCAUUAAUGGCGGCAACGGCAACUUUACCGCCAUCGACCUCAUCCGCCACCAUCUCCUCGCCGACCUCCCACCCACGCCCCCAUCCUUCGCCCUUCCACCUCCGCUUCCUGCCGCUCCCCCGACCUUCUAUACCACUGAUUUCCUCCGCGCCUUCCCCGAGCCUUCUGUCCCCAUGAUCAGCUUCGCCUCCUGCCGCCCUCUCCUCCCCGACGCCAGCGUCGAGCUCCCUCCUGCCACUCUCACGUUAGACUGGCAGGAGAGGCGGCCGCCCCCGCUGGAUGACGGACGGAGGUACCGGGGCGUCCGGCAGCGACCGUGGGGGAAGUUCGCCGCGGAGAUCCGCGACCCCAACCGCCGGGGCUCGCGGCUCUGGCUCGGCACCUACGACACCGCGGUCGACGCCGCCCGGGCCUACGACCGAGCCGCUUUCAAGAUACGCGGCCGCAAGGCUAUCCUCAACUUCCCUAACGAGAUAGGGUGCUCUGGCGGCAGCCACCCAGCAACCCCUCCAGAGAAAAGAAAGAGGGAAGCGGCGCCGGCGUCCGAGGAAGCGAAGAGGAGGGUAAUGAUCAAGAAGGAGCCGCCGCCUGUCGUGGUCCAAGUCAUUGAUGUGCCGGCUCUGUCAACGACGAUGUGGGAUUGGGAUCUCGGCUUCGAAUUCGGAUUGGGAGAGGAGGAGGAGGACGAGAAGGCAACACAUGACGCGCCGCCUCUGUCGCCGUUAUCUCCUCAUCCAUCCUUAGGCUUUUCGCAGUUGCUCGUGAACUGAGAGCUAAGCUGCAAUCAAAUGUAUGUUGAGCUGGAAAUCAAGUAGCUAUAGAAAUAAUGUAACCAGUAAAAAACUUGUACUUACAGUAUAAAUGUUUCCUAAUAAUCAGCACGUAAAUGAAAUGGAUGUGAAUUU